AUGGCUUCCUCUACAAAUCAAGAACUGGAUGAAGAAGUUUUGAUACGGUUUCUGAAUGCCAAUUUCGGCGACAAUAAACGCUGCUUACAAAAUGUUGAAAGCUUAAGGAAAGACGUGGAAAGUAAAAUAUCUCUGUUAAAAAACAAGCUGUCUUUAGCCCGGACUGAAAUACCCAGUGAAAUUGAACGAGUCCAAAACAUUGUGGAGUCUACAUCAGACCAGAUCAGCAGGCUGGAACACACACUGGAGACAGUUCAGCAUGAAGUGCUUGACCAUACACAUGCCAUUAAACCAAUGGUGGUGGAGCUGGGGGCUUUGAUCAACAGGAUGCAGGAAGUGCAAAGAUAUGCACAUUACUUGAGUACAGUUGUCAAGAUUGAGGAUAUAAGCUCGCAGAUUCAAGCGUCACUUAUGACCGAGUCUUUAGAUUCAGCCGUUGACAACUUCACCGAAAUAACACAACUUUACAAUUUGUUGCACAAAUCAUCUUGUCGUAAUCUGGUCAAAUAUGUGAAGGAGACAAUUUUAUUCUGGAAUAAAAUCCUGCAGGAUAGAAUUGCUGUCGAGUUUGAGGAAGUCUUGAAAGCGCUUAGAUGGCCUCUGGUGGUGACCACAAUGAAGGCACCAACUGUAACCAAUGUGGUGGAGCUGAAAGAACGCAUGGGAAGAUUGUUCAAGAAACUGCUCAACCUGCAACUGCCAGAUAGCAUUGGUCUGGAGAAUUCUGGAGUAGAUCCUCUUCUCCUGAAAAUUGGUGGCAUUAAACCAUUGCUGCUUCCCUUGGAACUGAUGCUGAAACCACUGAAGAAGAGAUUCCGGUACCAUUUCUAUGGACAGAAGCAGACAAACAGUCUUGACAAGCCAGAAUGGUACCUGACACAAGUUCUGAGCUGGAUCCGAGAUCACUCAGACUUCCUUGAGAGAAAUAUUCAACCGUUGUUGGAUGAGUCUGGAAGGAAAGAUAUUUGUGCACGGACGGAAUUAACACGAGGCCUCGUUAUGAUUGUGAUGGAAAAGAUUGGACAUGAUUUGCCGCAGCUUGUUUUUGAUGAUGCCAGUUUUUCCCACCUGAUCGAUGAAGUGCUGCUGUUUGACAGCGAGGUCAGGAACACAUACUCCUACCCUCCUAUUCUUCCAGGAUGUCUGGAUAUUCUCUGCCUGCCUGAGGCACUAACAAAAUGGUUGCUUAUGGAGAAAAAAUUUGCAUUACAGAAAAUAGAACAAAUGCUUCAGUCUCCCAGUUGCUGGCACUCACAGUACAAAGAUAUCGCAGACCUUGAUGAAGUCAGAGCUCCAGAAUGUGCUGAGAGCUUCAUGACUCUGCUGCACACGAUCACAGAUCGUUAUAGGAGACUGCCAGUGUCCGAUGCCAAGCUCCAGUUUCUGGGUCUGCAGUUGGAACUGCUAGAAGACUUCCGCAUGCGUCUGGUGCAGGUCAUGAAAGAGGCUUCCUCUGCCCCUACUGGCCCAGUGUACUGUGCAGUUCUCAAUGCCGUGCACUAUAUUUCACAAGUGCUGAAAGAAUGGAGUGAACUUACGUUUUUCCUUCAAUUGUUGUGCUACAAGAAUAAUCGGUCUUUAAAAACGUCCUGGACAGAGGCAUCUUCUGGGACGCAGAAAUCACAAAUGUCUCAGAGCAUUGGACAUUCUGGGGACCAGAUGGCUGGUUUAGAGUUUGGGGAAGAUGACGAUUUGGAGAACGUGCUGGCUGGUAUCACAGAUCUCUUAGUGCAGCACACAGUGUUUGAAGAGAUCACAUCCCUGUUUGAAAGUAUGGAGUCAGACAUGAUCAGAUCAGCAUGCCAUUAUGUUUUCAUUGAUGUCCAGGCCAGAAGUUUGCCAUACAGGAGAGACAG
This is a messenger RNA of Candidula unifasciata, 1856 nucleotides long. NCBI's taxonomy places the organism in Eukaryota, Metazoa, Mollusca, Gastropoda, Stylommatophora, Geomitridae. The record is from the annotation of a GenBank genome assembly.